CAAUUUGUUCGGACGGUCCGGGGCACUGCUCGCUCUUCCUCUGAUAGUCUGCCAGCUGCGACUUGGCUACUCCAAGACCUCUACCAGCUUAACCGCUAGCUUUAUCGAGCUUGCAGGGUGUUUAUUUACUCAUAGCAUACACGUGCAUAACAGCAGCUACAGCAGCAGCAGCAUCUUCAACAUACGAGAAUGUGUGGUAUCUGCGGAAUCUUGCUUGCCGACCAGUGCGCCAACGCGGCCCCGCAAAUCCUCGAGGCGCUGCAUUUCCUGCAGCAUCGUGGACAGGACGCUGCCGGUAUCGUGAGCUGCGGACCGCGGGGUCGGUUGUACCAGUGCAAGGGCAACGGCAUGAUUAGAGACGUGUUCAACGAGAAGCGCUUGCUUGGACUUAUCGGGAACAUGGGAGUCGGACAUUUGAGAUAUCCGACAAGUGGAAGCUCUGCCAACUCGGAGGCCCAGCCGUUCUACGUCAAUUCGCCUUAUGGAAUCAUCCUGUCUCAUAACGGCAAUCUUAUAAACGCGCCGGCGCUCAGGCGAUAUCUGGACCAGGACGUCCACCGCCACAUCAACACCGACUCAGACUCUGAGCUUCUGUUGAACGUGUUUGCGUCCGAGCUCGAGAAGACCAACAAAGUGCGUGUGAACGAGGAAGACAUCUUCACCGCGCUGGGCGGCGUGUACCGCGAGUGCCGCGGCGCGUUUGCCUGCAUCGGCAUGCUCGCCGGCUUCGGUCUCAUCGGCUUCCGCGACGCGAACGGCAUUCGACCGCUCGUCAUCGGCGAGCGCCAGAACGCGAACGGCACCGUCGAUCAUCUGAUGGCGAGCGAGUCCGUCGCGCUCAAGGCGCAAGGGUGUCAGAAGUGGACCGACCUGCUUCCCGGCCAGGCGGUGAUCAUCCCCAAGGCCACGAUGAAGCCGAUUAUUCGCCAGAUUGUGCCGCAGCUGUCGUACACGCCGGAUAUCUUCGAGUACGUGUACUUUGCGCGGCCAGACUCGGUCAUGGACGGCAUCUCGGUGUACAGAAGCCAUCUGGCGAUGGGCGACAAGCUUGCGGCGAACCUGGUCGAGCGGUUCGGCGGGCUCGAGAAUUUGAAGAAGCAGGUGGAUGUGAUUAUCCCUGUUCCGGACACGUCUCGCAACGCGGCCUUGCAGCUCGCGUUCGCGCUGGGAAUCAUUUACCGCGAGGGAUUCGUCAAGAACCGGUACGUCGGCCGCACGUUCAUCAUGCCGGACCAGCAGGCGCGGCGGUCGUCGGUGCGGACGAAGCUGAACGCGAUGGACCUCGAGUUUGAGAACCGCAACGUGCUGAUUGUGGACGACUCGAUUGUGCGCGGCACGACGAGCAAGGAGAUUGUGCAGAUGGCGCGCGAGGCCGGCGCGAAGAAAGUGUACGUUGCCAGCUGCGCGCCGCCAAUCAGGUAUAACCACAUCUACGGCAUCGAUCUCGCAGACACAAAAGAGCUGGUGGCGUACUCGCGCACGGAGGCCGAGGUCGCGACCGCGAUCGGCGCCGACGACGUGAUCUACCAGACGCUGCCGGAUCUGAUUGCGGCCGUCUCGGGCGAGAACCCGGCGAUCAAGCAGUUCGAGGUCGGCGUGUUCACGGGCGAGUACGUGACCGGGGUCGAGAACGGGUAUUUGGAGCAUUUGGAUAAGAUCCGGUUCCAGAACGCGCGAUUGAAGGAGCUCGAGCGGAGUGCGGAUAAGGCGGGAUAUAACGCGUUGGUGAACGGGGAGGGCAAGGCGGAUGUCGAUAUUGGGCUUUAUAACACUGCUGAUUAUAGGUAGUUGUUGCUUAGAUUGCUGAUAGUUAAAAGGGGUGAGGAGAGGACAUGUGGUAAAAACAUAGAUUACAACGAUAAAGAAUAUAC
Molecule: messenger RNA, 1871 nt
Organism: Myxozyma melibiosi
Lineage: Eukaryota; Fungi; Ascomycota; Lipomycetes; Lipomycetales; Lipomycetaceae
Product: phosphoribosyltransferase-like protein
Exons: 3
Coding region: 190-1788 (532 amino acids)
Biological process (GO): purine nucleobase biosynthetic process; purine nucleotide biosynthetic process
Cellular component (GO): cytoplasm
Molecular function (GO): amidophosphoribosyltransferase activity
Source: RefSeq, a predicted model, not a curated record